GCAGCGGGCACACUCGCCGGAAGCAUCGGCAGCAGAUCCGGCGGCGGCGGGUGGCUUCGAGUUUCUCUUCCACUUGAGAAAUGUACGCAAUUUGAGGACGGCCACUGACGCAUCCUCGAUACGACAACGCCUUCAUUUUCUACACCGGAAGGCGACAUCACGCUCGGGGACGUUUAAUGGCAAGCUUCGUGUAACUGCAAGACCCUCGCGAGACCUCGGGUUCCCUGCUCCGAACCAGUUUUCCACAAAGGCUGUCGCUGUCUAUUGCCACUCUUCAACCUUGUCAACACUGGUCCCGGUCGCCGCUCCUGUAGGCCUCCUCCUUGACUUUGCGCAGCCUCCUGAGGUUCAGGACGCUGCAGGGGCAGGACAAACGCCCAUUCGCAGAGAUGCCACACAAACCAGAGAUUAGGCUGUCAAGCUCCACACGAGGAUGAAGAUGCCAGCCUCCUCUUCCGUCCCCCUAGCAACCACAUAACCCGCGGCGACCUGGCGCCUGUCCAAUGCGCUGCGCUGCCCUGAUGUGAUGCGUCAUGGCCCCCUUGCUGAGCGGCGUGUGGUGGGGGCCAGAGGCGGCAUUGGUCGGCGCAGGGGGCCAGGCGGUGACCUGGCUGGGCAGAGGUGGCGCCCAGCUGGCCCCACCGGUUGUCCUCAGCACCCUGGUCGCCCUGCUGUUGGUGUCCUUGCUCUUGCUGUUGUGUGCCGGUUGCCGCGAGCCGAAGAGAGCAGCCGUCAGGCAUCCUGCAGGCAACAGAGUCCUCAUGGAUGCUGCGUCGGAUAAAGAGAUGGUCAGCCGGUUGGCCGACAGUCCGGUGACAGAUGUUUGCGUCAGCAGCUCUCAUGACGGACCUCUCACCUGCGGCAUAAUCCUCACAGACACGCAAGCCAGCAGCCCCCAGGCCUCAGAGGAAAUAACCUCCGGCCAAUUGGAGCGCAGGUCUUCCAAGUGUCCGCAGGGACGCCAGCUGCCCAGCAUCCCGCCCAGUGGCCCCCUGUUCAGGCACGCUGUCCCGCCCACCUCGAGGGACAGCACCUACGAGGUGCUGAAUGACAUGUCGACAGCAUCCCGCGACGUCAGCGUCGAGGACUCCCUCUACGAGACAGUCAAGGAGCUCAAAGAACCCCCGAAGAACCUGGGACUCCCCAACGGUACCACUGGCCCAUCUCCUGCGAACACCCCCCCUCCUCUGCCCGUCCUCAAAGGCCACGCCGGUAGCCCACACGAGUACGCCUCGGUGGACCGCAACAAGAAGAGCCGCUACAGUGCCAACCUGGAGGCCAAACGGCGGUCCCAAGAUGCCGGUGUUCUGUCUCCCAGGCUUGAGGAACCCGAAGAUUUGCCGCCGCCGCUACCAGAGAAAGUUCUGGAUGAAAACGAGAACCGGCACAUGCUGAUGAACGGACAUGUCGGGCCCGAGCCGCACAAUGGGAAGUCUGGCGAGCACUCCAACGUGGAACCAACGACAGCGCAGGACGUUAGCGCCAGCCACGACUACAGCAGCAUCGGCGAGCUCAAAGGCCUGAUUGUGGCCGGGCCGUCCGGGGAUCUUUACGCCAGCGUGACGGACGUCUAUGCCCGGCCGGUGGGGGGCACUGCCCGGGACGGCGGCGACCCGGGCUAUGAAAGCAUCCACAUCCCCGACACCGGCGGCUCGGACGAGGAGCGCCCCGGAAUGGAUGGCUCGGAACCAGACUACGAGAGCGUGGGAGACUCAGGUCCGAGUCGUCUUUGACCGACCCAUCAUCGCCAUCCUCCUUCUCUCGUCAUCGGUACUAUUAGCCACCCGGUAGCAGUAGGAAAAAAAUUCAAAUGACAUCUCAAUUCACUCGUUGCAUUUCAAAGGAGUUGUGAAGGCUCUUGAAGUAUUCGUAGGGGUCCUGACGUGGGCGCGGAUUUCGAGAUGUCUCAAAGGCCAUUCCGGUAAGAACGCCAAACUGCAACCUGACAGUUGUUCCUUUCAUAUCAAGAUCAUCUGCAUUUUCGAGAUUCAAAGUGGCGUCUUAGUGGCAACUUAGGGGUGGCACCAUUUCCUUCGGGGGCCACCUGAUCAGAGCCAGAGUCAGAUUUAUUGUCAAUUCCUUCAUGCCAAGACACACAAAGAAUAUGCCGACCUUUAAGUUUUGUCACCAUUCUGGAGCGGCAACAAUAACUUUCAGGGACGUGUCCUCCCCUCCAACUUGGGCCCGCCGCAAUUUCUUCUUUGAGCAGCCAGCCUACAUGGCAACCCUUUUGAGAGCUCACCCUUCAGCGCCAACACUCCUCAAACGUGACUUUCUCACCUGUCUAGAGAUGGCACAGCACACGCCAGCCAUGUGUCGUCAAUGCGCUUCAUUAUCAAGUUUUUCCUGCCACUCCCAUGUGGGCAUCUUCCUGUGAGUUUGUUAUUUAUUUCUGACGAUGUGCCAAUGUGAACGCCUGCCUGGCUGCCAUAAGAAAACUCCGUUUGGACUUUUUCCCCAGGUUUCCAGCGCUUUUCUUGAAGGAAAAUAUUUGGUACGUGUUCCCUUGACUUUUUGACAACUUAAUUCGUUUGGACAGGAUGCUAAAUUCAGACGUUAUUCUUAGCAAUGAUCAACGCAGAUGAUUUCGAUGUGAUCUUGACCUUAUAUCGGCUUUGCUUCCUUGAUGUUGUCCAAGCGCAAGGUCUACAAUCGUGGUACAGUACUUUUUGUUUCUUCUGCACAAUUAAGGCUUAGUAGCACAACAAUACUUACUAGAAAGCACUAUUUUAACCCAGCUUUGCCUACGGCAAUAUAGUACGCUUGUGUUUAUUUGUUUUUUAAAUAUUGUCAUGAUAACAAGAGCACUGACGUGCGUGUGCAAAUGGCAGCGUCCGAUGGUUAGUUACAUGCUUUGCGCUAGUAGCCAAACAUGUGUGGGGGGAAAAGAUGCUACAGUGUAGUGGUACAUUUUGUUUUUGUGGUACUUUAAUUUAAAAAUGAAUUGUACUAUUUGUUUUUUGUUAUGAUGUUUUGUGCUAUGUACCAGCUCAGUGGCCUAGUGGUAGAGUGUCCACCCUGAGACUGGAAGGUUGUGGGUUCAAAACCUGGCCGGGUCAUACCAAAGACUAUAAAAAUGGGACCCAUUGCCUCCCUGCUUGGCACUCACCAUUAAGGGUUGGAAUUGGGGGGUUAGAUCACCAAAUGAUUCCCGAGCGCGGCACUGCUGCUGCUCACUGCUCCCCUCUCCCCCAGGGGAUGGAUCAAAAUCAUAUGGGGAUGGGUUAAAAUUUGUCCUCUGCAUUUAACCGUUAAAUGCAGAGGACAAAUUUCACCACGCCCAGAUGUGUGUGUGAUGAUCAUUGGAACUUGAACUUAUAUGUUUUUUGAAUGAUUCAACUUGUGGCUAUUUGAGUAAAUAUAAACACGUACGUACAGCCUGA
Syngnathus typhle (broad-nosed pipefish) is the source of this 3383-nucleotide messenger RNA. RefSeq names its product phosphoprotein membrane anchor with glycosphingolipid microdomains 1 (gene pag1). Gene Ontology annotation, biological process: intracellular signal transduction; negative regulation of T cell activation. Gene Ontology annotation, cellular component: plasma membrane; membrane raft. Bases 534 to 1733 code for a protein of 399 amino acids. The record is from RefSeq and is a predicted model, not a curated record. NCBI's taxonomy places the organism in Eukaryota, Metazoa, Chordata, Actinopteri, Syngnathiformes, Syngnathidae. The transcript has 9 exons.